AUGCUAAGUUUUGUAGGGCUGCAAUCUGCUAAAAGUGGGGAUAUUGCACCUUUCAAUGACAGUAGCAAUGACACCAUGAUGGUUCAUCAAUUUCAGGAAGCAGCCUCUAUUCCUGCAACUGGUGUUGAUGAUAUCCUUGAAAGGAAUGAAGAUCUUGUUGUGAAGAAUAGUGCAAAAUUGUUACCAGGGCGUCUAGAGUAUUCUAGGCUGGUGGAUGCCAAUAUGAUGGAACUUUCAAAUGGUCCCGUAAAAUCAGUCCAGUUUCACAAAAAUGCACAAUUGCUCCUUGCUGCUGGAUUAGAUAAGAUGAUAUGA
Molecule: messenger RNA, 315 nt
Organism: Fraxinus pennsylvanica
Lineage: Eukaryota; Viridiplantae; Streptophyta; Magnoliopsida; Lamiales; Oleaceae
Source: the annotation of a GenBank genome assembly